UUUUGAAAUAGCAGUGCCGUCUCCUUUAAUGUAGUAAGAAGUUACUUGUUUGAUAGCAGGUUGAGUUAGGGGUGAGGUUAAUGGACGACAAAAAUAAUAACCAAUAAACCAAUCGCCUAUGUUAUUAUGUAUAGACCUUCAACUUGUAAUAGACUUUUAAUCAAUUAAUAUAUUAUUUUUUACAAUUAAAAUAAUUUGUUAAAACAUAACAAAUAAAACAUUGUAAUGUCAGCAGUUUCUUUGUCACAAGAAUAGCUUUCCUAUAAAUAUCGAUCGAUUAUGGAAAACCUUAUAAAUUUUGUUUUGUGAUUCAUGGAUACGCGUUGUCAUUUUAUGUAAAACAUAAAUACUAACUGCGCUUGAUAAACAAUUCAAAAUUUGUUUCAAAUAAACCCUCGUUCUGUGAGUGUUAAAUUUGCUAACGUGUUAUCAUGUGUUUAUGUUCGUUUCUUACAUACAUACGAUCAAAAUUACCUAUAACGCUGUAAUGUCUUGAAGUAACUUUGAAUUCACGCCUAAAAUGAGAUAGACUGUCCAGUCUCUGUGUUCUGUCUUUGAUAUCACGUCCAUGUAUUGUUGUUCUUUUCUUUCACGGCUGGGCGUCGGGAUGGCGAGCAUGAGUUCCACGCUCGUCGAGACCGUCUCCAUCAACUAUGAGGACUUUAAUGAGAGCUUCCUCACCUGCGGCACAUGUUUAUGUACUUAUGAUGGUGGUGAACACACGCCAAAGCUUCUACCGUGUUCGCAUACUGUUUGCUUGCAUUGCCUUACACGUAUAGCCGCUUCACAAACCCGAGACGCUGGAAGCUUUAGAUGUCCGAUAUGUCGCGAACUAAUUACGAUACCUCGAGGCGGGGUGCCCGCACUGCCGCCGUCGUUCCUCGUCAAUCAAUUGCUCGACCUCAUGGCUCGGCAACGUCGCGAAGUGAUACCACAGUGUAGCUCGCACCCAGGAAGAGAAUUGUUAUUCUGUGAAACGUGUGACUGUGUGUUUUGCCGACACUGUGCCGAUGGACCGCACAGCGACACCCCGUGUGAUCAUACCGUUGUACCAUUUUCAAUAGCUUUAAAGAGAAUGUCCGAGAUACUGUUGUAUAGAGCGAAUGAAUGCCUCAGCAAACUUGGUUCCGCGAGGGAAGCUGUUGCUAGUGAAUUGCGGAGGCUGGAAGCUGCCGCGACUGCGGCCGAUGAAGCUAUCGACAGACACUUCGCGGAGCUCAGAGCGGCGUUGGAUAAACGUCAUAGUGAACUUAAAUCGGCUGCGGCAGCCGCCGCUGCUCAUAAGCGAAAGUUGCUUGAAGAACAAUUGAAGUUAAUUGAUGCGGAAAAAUCAAAGGUGGAAGCAGAAUGUUCUGGUCUUCAACAACAAGUGGAGGUGCGGGAAGUGAGUAGUCGGGCUGCAGCCUUGGGCGCGCGGCUUGGCGACGCGGCCGCUCUCGCCGAGCCCAGGGAAAACGCGUUCCUCGCCGUGGACUUCGCUCACAACGAUGCACAGCAAAGGUUCUCGGAGUCAUUAAUGGACUUGGGCAGAGUUCGAACUAGCACCACAUUCCCUGGUCUUUGUACUUUACAGUUAGAAUCACAGUGUGUGUGCGGGCUGGAGGUAGUGGUGGUAUUAAGGACGGUGGACUAUCAUGGGGAGGCGCGUAGCACUGGCGGCGACCCCGUCACCGCCGCCGCCACGCUCGACGACGCGCCACUCGCCUGCACAGUCACCGAUCUCGAUACCGGCCUCUACAGAAUAACGAUGCGUCCAUGGAGCGCGGGCGCGGUGUGCGUGCGCGUGCUGGUGUUCUCGCGCGCGGUGCGCGACUCGCCGCUGCGCGCGCGCGCGCUGCCCGCCGCCGCGCCGCUGCUCGUGUGGGGCUCGCGCGGCACCGGCAAGGAACACCUCACGCAGCCAGUCGCGCUCGCCAGGUGUCCGAAACGCCGAGAAAUAUACGUACUCGAUGCGGGUAAUUCAAGAGUCAAGGUGUUGGAUGAUGAGACCUUUGCAUUUAAAACACAUAUAGUUAAUGAAGGGUUAGCAGGCCGAAGUUGUACAGGAAUAGCGGUAACAGCAGACGGAGUUAUAGCUGUUAAUUGGCGAACUCGUACACUUACUGAGGUGAACGCGGAGGGCGGCACGGUGCGCACGCUGUCGUCGGAGCGGCUGGUGGAGCCGGUGUGCGUGGCGGCCGACGCGGCCACGCGGCGGGUGGCCGUCGCCGACAACGGCGCCAGGGCCGUGUUUCUCUUCGACGCGCACGGCAACAUCGAACGGGAGGUAGGAGGUGGUGAGUUGGGGCUAGUCGGGGGUCUAGCCUUGUCGGAAGACAUGCUGAUAGUAGCAGAUGUAGCUAUACGAGUCUACGAUUUGGAUGGUAAUUUGAAAAAUGUGUUUGCUCCAGUACCAAAGGGGCGAGGCGGGUACGGCGGUAUAGCGCUCGAGGCAGAGUCUCAGGGCGGGCGCGUGGUAUGCGCGCGCGCAGUCCGCGGCCGGCCCGCGCUGGUGGUGCUGGACGUGCGCGGCGCCGGUGCGGUGCUGGCGGCCGCCGAGCUGGCCGACCGCCGCCCGCGACGGCUCGCCGGCCUCACGCUGCUGCCCGGCAAGCGAGCACUCCUCGCAGACCUCGCGGGAGACUGUCUACGGCUGCACACCUACUGGUGAACGAAAGAAGCGAACGUAACUGAAUGAAGCCUGAUGCCGUAUGGCGAUAACGAAUUCCAUGCUAGUCCUAUAUUAUAACGGGAAUCGAACUGUUAGCCAUAACCUGGGACUGCGAGCGGAAGGUACUUGCACCAAAGUUUUUAGUCGACCGGCGCUCUGCCGCUGGACUAUGUUAAAAUUUAUUCAUAGUACUUACAGUAUUUAUUUCGUAUUAAGUUGGUUAUAUAUAAGUUUGUUUCUUAUUUUUUUUUUUAUGGUCGAGUUUAUUUUCGACGUUAAUUUUUUAUACAACAAUUGUGACUGAUUUUUUUUUUCGAUUUGUCUUAAAUAUCAAGUGGUUUGUUUCUAAAAUUCUUUAAUAAUGAUGAAUUUGUUAAUUUUGCGACAGAUUCUGAAGAGCGUUUAUAAUUUUAGCUUACCAAAGGCCACGUCGCAAUUAUCUAUCAUGUAUUGAUAACGAUUUAACAAUUGUCAAUGUUUCUGACUGAUUAUUUAUAAAGUUCUCUAUCAUCGAACUGAAACGUUAAUCAUGCAAAAAUAUUCUUAUUAAGUUGUUACUAAAAAUUUGGAUUUUGAUAGCUAAAAUGCAUUUGAAAAAUUCCGAAGCAUAAUAUGAAGUAGGUGCAAAUUUUUAGCAAUACAUUCGUAGAUAUGCAACGUAUUCUGUGACUGACGUUAUAAUUCGCUAGCAGAUUACUUUUAAAAUAAUUAGAAACAUUGAAAAAUAUUUAAUGCCUACAGCAUGGGUAAUAUGGAUACCGAUCCGAUAUCUGUAUAUUGGAUUCCUCUGGAUAUUGAUGACAGAACAAAAAUCGAACAAAUUUCGAUAUCGCCCGUAUCGGUCGGAUAUCUAAUUUUGAAUAUGUUAAAAGUCUGUUAUUCAAAACUAUUUUUUGGAUUUUAACAGACUUUUAACAUAUUUGUGUAUAGAUAUUGUAAACCAUUCAUUCAUUCAUUCAUUCAUAUUGUAACUAAAAUAAAAUAUAUAUUGCUAUAUUUUACCCACCUCUAUUUAAUUGUAUUUGAAUAUUGACUUAUAAUUGCGACGUUCCUACACGUCGGGAGGCUAAAAUAUGAUUGCUCUUAACUUCUUUAAAUAAACGAUCGAUUGUCCUGAAAAUGUGAUCUCUCGAGUCAUUAUGAUAUUAAGACAACUCAAGUCUUAAUUUAAAUUGUUAUUGGCGUUUCUAUUUUCGCUUUAACUAGUCGUACGACUGUGGCAUUUAUUUUUGUCCAAAACAUUGUUAUUGGACAUCACGGUCUGUGUUUUAUAGAGAGAGAAUUCUAUAUCUCAUUUAUAUAAGAUUACACGACAAUAUUUAGUGAAAAGAUAUUCUACUUAAUAAAUCGUUGUGUCACCAAUGUAAACAUUUCGAGCUAUAAACGAAAGUGUUCAAGGGCCCUUCCCUAUGACAUGAAAGUUUUUUCCAAAUUUUUUUGAAUCUCUUCUUUUUCCUGACGAUUACCUAUUUAUUGUUAAAAAUUUCGUAAACGCACAUUUUUUAUUUUGUAACACUAACCGGUUUAUUUUUAUGAUAAAUAAAUACUUAUUACAAUUAAAAUAUAAUUUAUUAAUGGCAUAAUUCUACAUUCAUUCUAUAAAUGGAAAACAGACUAGUGUAUCGCUUUUCUCGUAAUAAUUAUAAUCGGCUUAGUUACACAAUCAGAGAAGUUAAUUAAAUUGACAUUAAUAAGAUAUUAGUUGAUGAUAAUUAAAAUUGUUAAUUGACCUACUUUUUUUAAACGGUACUAAGGAGUAAGUUAAGUAAUUAUUUAACUAUUCUGAGUGCGGCUGAUAGUAUGUUUUUCUAUUCUAUUGAUCCCAUUUGAUUACUAGAAAUAUGAGAUUUUCAUCGCAGUGGUCAUAUGUAAAUAAAAUUGUAUUAGUGAAUCACCUCGUCAAAUUUUUUUUUUAUACAAUCUAGAAUGGCAAACAAGGUGACGGCCCACCCGAUGAAAAGUGGUAACCGUCGCCUAUAGACAUGAGCAGUACCGUGGAAAUAACAGUGUAUACUGUGAUUGCUGUAUUAAUAAUAUAAUUAUUUACUGUAGUACGAACAUCGUGUACAAAAUUUAAAUGUGUCUAUAGAACGAAUGUUGAAAGUAUGUCCUACGUGAUGUCAUAAUAAUAAAAUAUCGCAACACAAUCAUUUGUUGUUACUAUUCUUAUUCGGAAGGGACUCUUAACAUUUGUUUAUUCAUCCACCAUAACCAUGUUAUGCUCAACUUUGGGAAUUAUAGGUUUAUACUCAGUCAUAAAACAUUACGUAUUUCAUGAUUAUAUAUACAUUACAUAAUUUAGGAUGUUUCAUUUGGCAUUGACGUCAUCAUUCAUUAUUUUGACUUAAAUACUUGAUAAUUAUCUACGCUAAUUAUAUAUAUAUAUAUAUAUAUAUAUAAUAAGUAAAGCAGUUCUGUAGUUUAUAGUGCUGGGAAAAUUUUAUUAUUAGCGGAAAUUUUGUAAUUGUCGAAAAGAGUGAUUAGAACUCAUUAAAUUCCAAUUAACCAAACAUUAAUAAAUGAUCAUUACUUAUGUUAAAUGCUUCUUUUAUUACAAGUUUAUAAUAUUAGAAGUAUACAUUUAAUCUCGCUUUUAAUGUUUUUUUUUUAAUGGAUUAUAAUGGAACGGUAUCCCUAACGUUAACGGUAAUACAUUGGCGUGACACCAGUAAGGGAUGAUAGGUGAGAAUGAAAGAGGCAGGUCAGUUAGUCCAUCGUGAUUAAAUACAUUUGGAAUUCAGCACGGUGGUUUCUUGGUGGUUGGUUGGUGGGCAUAUUGCUAGCAAUAGGACCCUUAGAUUCCAUUACCAACAAUCCCAAACCACUUGUAAUGUUAUGUAAAUAGUUAUACAGGCUAGUUUUAACAGCUGGUGCAUAGAGCACGCACCCAGUUGAUGCAACCGGGUGCAUAAUCUAUGCACUUCUUUAUUGACACUAACUUAAAAAAGAAUGAAUUUUUUCUUUGUAUUUAUAUACAACGAUUUUUCCAAAAAAUUCGAAGCGAUUUGUGUGUUAAAAUCAGCUAUUGCUUAUCACUUGACUUAACAAGCGAGAAACAAUAUUUACUGUAUUAUUAAAUUAAAUUGAACGACUCUAGAACUAGCAUCAUAAUCUAAGUCGGUACGAUGCAGUUGUGUUUGAUUAUGGAAAUCGAAAUUUGAUUUUACUAUUACUAUAAACUACAGAAACGCCAAUGAAGUGCUAUGUGUAAAUCUGUGAUUUUUCUGACUGCAUCAAAGCAGUGUGUUAUCUCGAAUCUCUGAACAAAUUAAUGAUAAUAUUUUCUUUUAAUUUUAAUAGGUAUUAUACGAGUCAGUGAGCAAAAGAUAUUCUGUUUAUCUAUACUUUUUUUUUUAUUUUGAUGAUUUUCAUUGUACUCGUGUGUCCUAUUAAAAAACUUGUAAGCAGAAGCAUUAUCGAAGACUCAUUUCGUUUUGCUGUAUUUAUGAGAAAUAUAGUGAUGCCUAAAGAUUUUCUUCAAGAAAUAAAUGUAAAUUACGUAUACCCCAUAUUUAAAAUUCAUAUUAAUUGAUUUUAUCGUUUGUAUACUCUUCGUUAUAACAUGAAUUAUUCGAUUGCUCAAUGGGAACUAUAACACCAUAUCACAAAGAGGAUGCUUCCAUUUUGCUAGUGGUUAGAGAAUUUAGAAAUAAUACGAAUAUCUAUUUGGCCAGAUUUUGAUUUAAAUGUGUUGGUAUUAAAUUAAGUCGCAACUCAGUCUAAUACCAGUGUGACUUUUAGGUGUUACUUUUAUUAGUUGUUUAAUUUAAUAUCUAGAAAGUUAACAUUCAUUUAUAUAACAAACACUGUAACAAAAAUAGUUGCCUACAUUUCACAUAAGAAAUUAUUAGCUAUAGAUCUAAAGCUAAUUUAAUAUUUUUUAAUAUAUUGUUGAUUUUAUUAUAUUAUAAUUGAUUGUUCCCUGAAAAUAAAAACCGUGGCCAUGUUGCGGACUUUUCGGAACUUGUUCUUUUUUUUUAUAGAUUUUUUAUUUAACUACCAUUAACGCAAUAUGGUUCAGUUCAGAUUGCGUUUGACCAUUCACGUUGAAUUUAAACACUAGUUACAUGAAUAUAUAUUGAUAUCAGGGUCAUUUCUACUUAUAUCUUGAGCUCCAUCUUAGCUUUGUGAAUUCCCAUUGGGAUAACUCUUGUCGAUGUUUUUCUAAUGUGUAUUGAAAUAAGAUCAGACUUCUUUAGUUGUUUAUUUCUAAAGCAAAAAAAUAAAUUAAGGGAUCCAUUUAGAAGUAUAUAUCACUACAAAGAAAUAGAAAGAAGGGUGCAUGUCAUAUGGAAUUAAUAUGCCUAUAUUUUUAUACAAAUCGAUUAGUAAAGGAAUAUAUACUUAGAAACAUUUUCAUUAGCGUGUACGUAGUGACGUCUUCGUUAGUAUAGAAAAGAUAAGACGUCAAAUGUUGUCUCGUUAAUAGCGUGUCGAUCGAUAGAUUCGAUUGCUUGCUGUCUAGGGGGUUGGUUACUGAGAUAGAUAAGUCAAUAUCGUUUAAAAAUUAAAAGAUAACUUAUGGUAGUUUAUGGCUCGAACUGCCGCCUUCUUUCUAUUACUAUAUCAUUAACUGUUAUGAGAUUAAUACAGAAGCGAGAUUGUCGAUAUUGAGACAUGUAACUUGGUCACUUUAAUAGUUAUGGAUAGUAUUUUUUUUAAGUCGCAAUAAAGACCUGCACAGUCGGUGGACAAAAGAUGUCCAUAGACAAAAUUUCCCGUUUGCAUUGCAGCAUACAAUUUUGGAGUUUUAUUAUAAACGGAGUAAAACGAACGUUAAGUACCUCGUAGAACGUUAACUUAAGAAACUUGAAAAGCGAGAUACAUGUACAGGGAAAUUACGUCUGCAGACAGAAAGUCCCUCGUCUGUGCAGGCUUUAAGGAUGUAUAGCUUAAAAAUAACAUGUCUCAAGUUUAAGAAAAUUUAAUGUUAUUUGUCUAUCCCUAGACAGGUACUACACUUGGUUCUUAUAUUUCCAUUUAUUUGUUAUUACUGUAAACCUACCCAAUUACCCCUUGGAGUGGGCAAAAACACACAGCACGUUAUUUGCUCCUAUCCUAUCUAUCUAUAUGAGAUACGUAGUGAAAAAUAGCUGUUAAAUAGUUAAAAUGUGCCUGAUAUUUUAAGCUAACAAUAGAAUCGCGUCAAGAAUUUCAAUGUUAAGAGUAAUUAGUAAUGAUAGUACCAUCAUUAAGGGCUGUGCAGAUGAUGGACCUGUCGACGGACAAAAAUUCCUUUUAUAUAAACUGUGCACGUGUAAAAUAUGGCUUAUGUGCAUUAUAGCAUACACUUAAAAUAAAAAUUUAUUUCUACUAUAACAAAAUGAGAAAAAAUUAUUCAGUGAAUAUAAUAUACUAAAUAUUCAAUAACAAAAGUUAUUUACAAAAAUAAAAAGAACAAAGGACUAACACGGUGCCAUUCAACUAUGAGUCAUAUCCUUUUUUGACAUAAGGCUAUUUUUCAAUGGCACCCAUUUGUAGGAGAGAGGGCACCACUAGUCUCCUUAAAAUUAACUAUACGCUUUAUAGCUUGAAAUUUUAACAGGAAAUUUUAUCCAUAGAUUGUCCAUCGUCUGCGCAGGCCAUUAUACGAUGAGGCUUUUAACUGUUAUUACAUAGGAUAAGUCGAGUUAUACAUAAUAAAACAUUCAUAAUAGCUGUCAACAUGUUAAAUGCAAGGGACUGACACGAAUUAAAGGUAGAUUUAGAUCUAGUCCGAAAUAGUACUAUGUAGAGGUUUUGAUUAUAGAUGAAAAUAAAUUUUUGGGCGUUCCCUAUUAGAAAUGAUGUUUGUAUCACAUACUAAAGCUGCAUAGUUUGAAUAUGCAUUGUCGGUACAACGAUUUGAUUUUCUUUUUUUUUGUUAUAUUAAUUGCAUAAUAUAAAAUAUGAUAAUGGAAAAUUGAUGAAGUAUGAAACUAUAAAAAAGUUAAUUAAUUUGAAACGUAAACAGUGAUAAAUGUUCCUUUAUUUUCAAGUCUGUGUCUAUUAUUGUUACUAGCACAAGUGAAAUUUAUAAUUAAAAUUUAUCUUCAUAUUUCGUUAUCUUCAUGUUCUCAAUAAUAAGUAUAUGAAAUUUAAUGAGAUAAUGUUACGAGUACAUGAAUAUAUCAUUUAGUACUUCUAAUUGAUUAUAAUGAUCACGAAUAAUUUGUGGUUACUAGUUACAUAUUUUAUUCGUAUCUGUUCUUGUCACUCUGGAAAUAGGAUUACCAUCCAUCCGAACGUGGACGGACUUUUCCGACAUCUUGUUCUGAUUUUUUAUUUUCAAAUACCGAAAAUCAAAUCAUCUUUAUUCAAAUAAUCUUGUUUAUAAACACUUAAAUUGACAUUUUUUAUGAAUGCUGAAUCGAAAAGUUGCUUUCUGCUGAGAAGAAUCCGCAAACUCUUUAAAAGCUCUUACCAUUAUGUAUAUUUAUUUAAAUGUACCAUGUAUAAAAUUAAUUGGUCAUUAAAAAGCCCGUUCGUGAUCGAUUAACACGGUAACCCUAUUUGCAAGGCCCUUUUUCUAUUUGCCCUAUAUCACUUAUACAUAGACAAUAUUUGUUGAUCGAUAAAGCACUGAUGCCGGCAUGUUAUGAUUCACGACCUUGAUAAUUGCGUUUACAUGGCUAUUUCUCGCCUAUUGACAAAAACAAAUUGUAUCUAGUGUCAAUCGCAACUGCCCACAUCAGUCUUUUCCUGCGUUAUUGAAAACUGAGCGUUGUUACUUAUAGAUAAAUGUGUAAAGGCCUCAGGUGAAGCAAGUUUUACUAUUGUACUAUGGAGCUUGUCAUAUCUUAUGUUCAUUAUUGAUUGAAAAAUUAUUUUUCUACCAAUUUCAUUUUAUAUCAGGGGAGGCCUAUAGUCAACAGUGGAUAAUAAAUUAAUAAAUGCUUAUAAUUGCUUUUAUGAUAGCACCUAUAAAUUAAUAUGCACAUUUAUGAAAUUUUUAUUUAGUUUGGAAAACGGCAAUUAUUCAUAGAGCGAAAUCGAAAUUAUAAGCCUCAUACUAACACGGUGCAUCUUACUAUCAAAGAGGACUAAUAUUUAUUGUCCUAUUUCAACUGUCAUUCCUUUGGGGAAUUUGGUUUUUAAUUUUAGAAAUAAUAUUACCCUUUAAGAGCGUUUAUAAUUUCGAUUUUGCCCUGUACAAAGAGGAAGAAACUUCAAUCAAAUUGUAAAGUACUUGAUUUUAAUAAUGUAACUGUCUCAUAUAUUUUCAAUAAUGGUAGGAGGUGAUUUUCUUUUAUUAGCACCUCCGGAUAUCCACCGAUUCACCCUCUAACUCUUGUAUACUUAGAUAAUAAGUCAUCGUCACAAACUGUACACGUCACUGCCUUUUAUCUUACGUACGCAUUUAAGAUCUCACGCCAGCCUCAGCAUAUUUGUUAUGUAGAUUGAUAAUAACACAGGCGACGCCGUGUGACAAAAUAAAAUUCCAGUUAAUAAGCAGUUACAACAGCAAGUUGGUACAAAACAUUAAAUUAGAUGUAUUAAAUAAUAAAUUAUUUUUUGCAUUAGAUAUCAAUAUGUGUAAAUCAGAGCGAUUCAUAUUUUCAUUUUACUAUGGAUGCGUCUAUAUUUUGGCAAAUUGAAUAUUUUUUGACAAAAUUAAACGGAAUUGAAUUAACUUGUAUUUAACUAAAAUUGUAUUUAUCAAAAGCUGUGAAACUGUACUUAAAUUAUAAUCAAAGAGUAUCUCAGUGUAUUGUCGAUAUUAUCACUAUUGUGAAAACACAAUAAAGUUAAAAUUGAAACAUUA
Molecule: messenger RNA, 10394 nt
Organism: Galleria mellonella (greater wax moth)
Lineage: Eukaryota; Metazoa; Arthropoda; Insecta; Lepidoptera; Pyralidae
Product: tripartite motif-containing protein 3-like
Exons: 12
Coding region: 569-2650 (693 amino acids)
Biological process (GO): positive regulation of DNA-templated transcription
Cellular component (GO): chromatin; nucleoplasm
Molecular function (GO): zinc ion binding; ubiquitin-protein transferase activity; protein binding
Source: RefSeq, a predicted model, not a curated record